AUGAUGAGCUUACAUAAUCUGCCUGAAGAUGUCCUGGAGGAAAUCUUCUUGAGGGUGCCUCCCAAGUCUCUGAAAAGCUCAUCGUCAGUCGUUACAAUCCACGACAGAGAUUGCAGUAACGAUGGCCACCUACCUAGUGAUAUUGAAGAAAUCAAUUUCCCACCUGUUCCAGAGACGGAGAAAGCGGAUUUUCUGGCGAAUUUAUUAAGCUCUUCUUGUAACAGAAUUAUUUUCUUUUGUGAUCGCCAUUCUGUUGAAAACGAGGUGUUUGUCGUGUGCAAUCCAGAACUUGGAGAAUACAAGCUUCUACGCACACCUUGUCUUUCGCCCUUUGAGUUCUCAUUUUCAGGAGCUGGAUUUGGAUAUGAUCCAAAAGCUAAUGAUUACAAAUGUGUGAAGCUUUUUUGCUCUAUGUCUCAUGUUGAGGUAAAUAGAGCUACGAUCUAUUGUUUUGGAACUGAUUCUUGGAGGGAAGUUAAGAUUGAUUUGAAAGGUAAAUGCUGUUAUGUCGACAAUGGGGUGUAUCACAGAGGUGUUUAUUAUUGGUGGAAUAUUGUUACGCCACAUAAAGAUUAUGGGGCUAUGGUUCUUUCAUUUGACUUUUCUGAAGAGGAAUUUCAUUGCAUACAAUUGCCACAACAUGCCGAAAAAGUAUGGAAGCUUGCUUUAUGGAAUGAAUCAGUAGUCUUUUUCAUCUCCCCAGAAAACUCGUACCAUUCCACGUCUUUUGAAAUGUGGGUGAUGGUUGAGAACUUUGGUGGCGUUGAGGGUUUUACUUAUUGGACCAAGCAUCUUACAAUAGGGCCAUUAGUAUGCGUCUAUUCUCCUCUAGCAUUUUGGAAGGAUGAUGUGCUGUUAAUGCAAACUAGAGAUGGUCGAAUUGUAUCAUAUAACCUUCGUACCAAAACGUCUCGGGAACUUCCAACUCAUGGUUCGGUGUUGCUACGGACAGUUGAUGCUUUUUUAUAUCCAAAGAGUCUAGUUUCAUUGAGGAGUGGACACAUGAUAAAUCACUGAUGAGACUCAUUAGCGUAGUCUGUUGCAGCUGCAUGGUUCUUGCGACUUAUCUAUUGAAAUAUGUAAUUUUUUCCUAAUUAAGUUAUGAUUUACUAUAGCAGAACACGAGUUGGCUUACCACCCUGCCAAGCUCUCGGCGGUGUAUUUCUGAUAGUUUGUGCCUUUAUAUUGUGUCUAAGAUUGCUACUUGUUGAUGAGGUCCAUUGUUAGAAAAUCGACCACAAUUGACAGUGAUCUGUGAAAAUAUUCUGUAUAUUGCACUGUGAGAUAU
This is a messenger RNA of Morus notabilis, 1288 nucleotides long. RefSeq names its product F-box/kelch-repeat protein At3g06240-like. Lineage: Eukaryota; Viridiplantae; Streptophyta; Magnoliopsida; Rosales; Moraceae. Bases 1 to 1017 code for a protein of 338 amino acids. The transcript is spliced from 3 exons. Gene Ontology annotation, molecular function: protein binding. The record is from RefSeq and is a predicted model, not a curated record.